Klebsormidium nitens is the source of this 1050-nucleotide messenger RNA. The record is from the annotation of a GenBank genome assembly. NCBI's taxonomy places the organism in Eukaryota, Viridiplantae, Streptophyta, Klebsormidiophyceae, Klebsormidiales, Klebsormidiaceae.
AUGCGGCUGGCCGUUCGCACAGUGCCCUACCUGGGCCACUUUAUCGUUCCUGGCGGAACAGCGCCGCAGGACGUGAAGGUGGAAGCCAUUGUACGGAUGGUUCCGCCUCGGGACAUCUCGGAGUUGCGGGCCUUCCUAGGCACCUGCGGUUACUACCGAAGAUACGUCCCGAACUAUGCGCGCAUCGCCGCACCCCUGAACUGCCUGCUUCAGAACGGCGUUGUCUGGAACUGGGUUGCUGACGAGCAGAAAGCUUUCGAGCUGCUUAAGCUCAAGCUGACUGAAGCGCCCGUCUUGCGGCACCCCGACUUCACCAGACCCUUUGAGCUGUACACCGACUGGAGUGCCACUGGGCAGGGCGCUGUUCUCGCACAGCGUGACGAGGAAGGGAAAGAGUGCGUGGUCGCAUACGCGUCACAAAGCACUGGCAACAAUCGAACGGAGCGAAACUACUCCAGCUACCAUGGAGAGUGCUUAGCCGCCGUCCGGGGAGUUUGCUACUUCCGCGUGUACCUCUACGCGAGGCAGUUCACGCUGAUCACAGACCACGAGCCGUUGCAGUGGCUGAUGACGAACACGAAGUUGACGGGCAUGCACGCCCGCUGGGCGAACAUCCUGCAGGAGUACGAUCUGACGAUUGUACACCGCACCUGCCUUGCCAUCCUGGCCGGCACCCUGAGCGAGCCGGAGGACCCAGAGUUGACGCGCCUACUAAGCCCUGACGGCAUUCAGGCACCAGAGAGAAGCCUGGCGGACGCGCCAGAAGAAAUUCCUGCCGACGCGCAUGCAAAAAGCCCUGCACAGCUGCAGGCAGAAAGCCCUGCAGACGCGCAAGCACUUGCGAUCGUGGCGCCCCUGCGUGAGGCCGCCGAUGACGAUGUUGACUUGCCGGUCCGAUUUGACCGCGAGAUUUGGGAGGACGCCCCCGUAAUGGCGUACCUGGAGGCUGGCGUGUACGCAAACGGCGUGACACCGAAGCAGAAGGAUCGCAUCUGGCACCGAGCCCAGAGCUAUCAGUUGAAGGACGGCGUCUUAAGGACGCCUCGUUGA